UUUUUCCUUCCCUUUUUCUUCUUCUUUCUUUUUUGCCUUGAGGGUAAACUCAUUGCCCAUCUUUCUUUGUUCUUUUUUUUCCCUUUUUUUCUUAUUUAUUUAUUUUUGUCGAAUGCCUUCGGCUGGUGCACCGCAAUCGAUUUGCGAUCUAACCACUCGUAUCCAAGCGACGACGGGGGAUGUACCUCCUUUGUUGAUCGGUGCCACUGUUACUGUGGUUGAUAACAAUGUCUAUGUAUUUGGAGGUCGACUUCAGUCUUCUCGUCAAAUCUCCAAUCAAUUGUACGUCUUAUCGCUCGAUACGCAUGUUUGGAAAUCCGUCUCGCCCAAAGGCCUCCCCCCGCAAGCUCGUUAUUUCCAUUCCGCCAAUCACCAUGAUAACCACAUUUAUUUCCAUGGCGGGAUGACCAACAGCCAAUCAGCAGCGGCCGGGCUGAUCGCUUUGAACGACACCGUUUUACUCAAUUUGUACGAAAUGGCGUGGGAGUAUCCGGUAGAUGAAACGCAUCCUUUGCCGCAACCACGGUAUGCUCAUCUGUCCACCAUAUCUGACGGUAAACUUGUCAUCAUCGGUGGCCAAGACAUCGACAAUAAUUAUAUACCCCAAAUGAAUGUUUACGAUCGCAAACGACGAUCAUGGUACCCCGCCAUUGAUAUCCAGGCACAGGUAGGCGCUUAUCGUGCCGCAGCCGCCGCUAUUACACCAUUAGCUCCCACGCCUGCCACUUCCGCCGCCUUGGCUGACAUGCAUUUGGCUUCCAUCGGUAUCGACGACGAUAACGAUGUGCUGCCUUUAUCGCCCAUCAUCCACGUUUACUCCAACUUUAAUUUCGACGACGUUACACGACGCUUGUAUACCAUGACCGUCGACAACCGCGGCCAACUGGCCGACGUGAGCGACAUGUCCCAUCUGCUUGUCGGUUCCUCACUUCCCCCGCCUUUGCGGUUUCCCACUGCAUCCGUAUGCGGGCAGCACUUUAUGAUCUCCGGUCCUUGCUUGGUCGCGAAUCAUCAUCAGUUUCACAUUUGGGCUUUCAAUCUCGCCACCAUGGCUUGGACUCGUUUAGAUGCAGGCCCUCUUUUGACCAAAGGCUCCUGGCUUCGAGGCGCCUUUUGCGAAGCUCAAAACAAGUUUCUUGUCUUUGGUCAUCCGGAACGUUCGAUGCAAGAGGAUUAUACCCAUCGACUCGUCAGCUUUGAGCAUAUCGUGAGCGUUGACACGGAAGCCUUUGGCGUGUACCGACCCCCACCUGUUUCAUGCGAUUCGGCUGCCGAAGGCUUGGGACUCGCCAUCUUGAAUGACCCGGUUUUAUCGGAUCUGACCAUUGUCACCACCGACAAUCAAACCAUGGCGGUGAAUUCGUCCAUUCUAGCUCAACGUUGGCCAUCCAUUCGAAGUACCUUGCAACCUCUGUUGAGCCCCCAAUCACAUCAAGCUGCCAUAGGGACUUUGCGCAAACUCACUUUUCCGGACACCUAUUCUGUGCUUGUCGCUUUCCUUCAGUUUAUCUACACGAAUCAUCUACUGACGGUGCAACAGCAUCAACCUUACAUUUUAUCGCGCCUGUUACUGCUGUCGGAUCUUUUUGGGAUCUCGCGGUUGAAGGAGCUGGCCAUCCAUGCGUUGCACCAGAUGUUGAAUAUGUCGACGGCUUCCAUGAUUUACGAAACCGCCUCGCUAUCGAAUUGUGUUUCGUUGCAAAUUCGCGCCCUUCGUGUCAUGAUCAACGCCAAAAAGAUUAUGCAACGCAAACAGCAGCAACAGCAACAGCAGCAGCAGCAGCAGCAUUAUUUUCAACAACAUCAUCAUCAAGAGGACGGAGAGACUCAGUCCAUUGCACCGGCUUACCAGCCAUUAUCUCAGCUUCUCCAACAGUAUGAUCUGAAUGCGCCGACGCCCAUGACGCCAACCCAGGAACUGUUUGUUGGGAAAUCGGCCCACGGUAGUGGAGCUCGACCCACGGCUUCGUCUUCAUCACCAGUGCAUAUGCGAGUGGAAUCGCAACGAUUGGUUUCGGAAUCGACCAAAUCCAACUUUUUGUCGCGCAUCCAUUCGACCACCGCUCCUUCCACGCCCACCACCGCCGGUUCGCCUCAACCGUCCGCAUUAAACUUCUUUAUGCGAACUCCAGGUUCCUCCAAGACCCCGGCUGAGCCUGCCAAAUCAUCUCGUUCCGGUACUUUCUGGCUGUCGGGCCAUUCCAAAAAGAAGACCAUUCCACCAUCGGGACCUCAUAAAUCGCCCGAGCAUGCGGCCCGACCCAAAUGGCCACUGGGAGAAGGCCAUCGAUCGCCUACUUACCUGAUGAACGAACAUACAUAAAGAGGCGGACCUUUGUCACCUACAAAAUCUCCAUUCUUCUUUUAUUUCGUUAAUUGAACACCCAUAGAAUAUUUCACACACAGGUAUCUAAAGGUAGAAGCGUUCCCCUAGAUAAUGAUAAUAAUAAUAAAAAAAGAUUGUGGGGCCGGUUCCCAGGCAAUUCUUGGC
Molecule: messenger RNA, 2491 nt
Organism: Radiomyces spectabilis
Lineage: Eukaryota; Fungi; Mucoromycota; Mucoromycetes; Mucorales; Radiomycetaceae
Exons: 1
Coding region: 113-2323 (736 amino acids)
Biological process (GO): cell redox homeostasis
Cellular component (GO): cytosol; mitochondrion
Molecular function (GO): protein binding
Source: RefSeq, a predicted model, not a curated record